AUGGUAAUCCUCAUCAUUUUAAGCGUAGAAUGUAAAAACAAUGGAAUCAACCAAAGAGUUAAAAAUAGAAUAUCAGACUCAGACAAUCGGAAUUCGCUUCUCCAAAAUCCACUGUUGGAACAUAUGCAGUCUGUGGGUCUCGGCUCUAUGACUCGGAGCCCAAACGACUUAUUCGAUAUAUUAAGAGAUAGCUACCCAUUGCCAAAUGGUCUCAACGCACCUUUCGCCGAAUACGAUUACGUAAUAGUCGGAGCAGGUACGGCUGGUAGUGUACUAGCUUCCCGACUUAGCGAGGACCCGGAGGUCACAGUGCUAGUACUAGAAGUUGGCAGACCGGAGAGCCUAAUCACUGAUGUCCCAGCUAUUGCUCCUUUCUUCCAGAGAACUGAAUAUAGCUGGCCUUAUUAUAUGGAACCACAAUCGGGAGUCUGUUUGGGAAUGAGAAAUCGAAGAUGCUACUGGCCACGAGGAAGAGCAGUCGGCGGCACCAGUGUCAUUAAUUAUAUGAUAUAUACAAGAGGGCGGCCUGAGGAGUGGGACCGUAUUGCUGCCGCUGGCAACUAUGGAUGGUCUUACAGAGAUGUAUUGGAAUACUAUAAAAAGUCAGAGCGCGCCGAUUUAAGAGGCUUUGAAAAUUCACCUUAUAGAGGAAAAACUGGUGAAAUGAACGUGGAAUUUGUACCUUUCAGGACACCACUUAUCAGCACAUUUUUAGAAGCCGGAAGAAUACUUGGAUACCCUACAGUAGAUUAUAAUGCUCCUGAGCGACUUGGAUUUGGUUAUUUGCAGGCUAAUAUGAGGAAUGGCAAAAGGGUUAGUGCGGCCAAAGCUUUUUUACACAACAAUAAAGAACGGCCCAACCUUCACAUAUUACCGAUGAGUACAGCAACCAAAAUUUUCAUAGAUAAUCAGACAAAAAUGGCAAAUGGUGUACAGUACAUGAAAAACCGUUUAAAAUUUGAGGUAAGAGCUCGAAGGGAAGUGAUUUUAUCAGCGGGGCCUAUAGCAUCCCCUCAAUUACUUAUGUUAUCAGGUAUUGGUCCAAAAGAUCACCUUAGUCAACAUAAUAUUACUCUGGUACAAGAUCUUCCAGUGGGACGCACUCUCUACGAUCAUAUUACAUUCCCUGGAUUAGUUUUCACACUCAAUGUUACCAAUGUCAGUUUAAUAGAGAAUCGAGAAACAAGUGUUGCCACUGUAAUUCGAUGGCUCCAGUUUGGUGAUGGCCCAGCUUCCACUACAGGUGCAGCAGAAGGGAUAGGAUACAUCAAAACACCUGUAUCCGAAGAUCCCGAACCUAUACCAGAUAUAGAGCUUAUCAGUAUCGGGGGUUCUAUUGUUUCUGAUGGCGGCCCUGGUGGAAGCAAAGCCGUUAGAAGAGGUAUGAUGAUUACUGAAGAAACAUUUGACGGGGCAUAUGGUUCGGUUGAUGCUACGGACACAUGGACGGCAUUUCCAAUGCUACUACAUCCAAAAUCAGUAGGAUAUUUAGAGUUGAAAAAUAAAAAUCCAUUGAGUCACCCUAAGAUGUAUGGAAAUUAUUUGACUGAUCCGAAGGACGUGGCGACGUUCUUGGAAGCAAUACGUUUUAUACAAGCAUUAGCUCAGACGGAACCUUUUCGGAAAUUGGGAGCGCGUCUUCACGAAGCUCGAUAUCCCGCUUGCUAUGCGAUGGCAUUUGAUUCUGAUGAAUAUUGGGAAUGCGCUAUUAGGACUCUUACUGCUACCUUACACCAUCAAAUAGCAACAUGUCGUAUGGGACCAAAUACCGAUUCGUUAGCAGUGGUCGAUCCGGAACUUCGCGUUUAUGGAGUAAGCCGGCUACGAGUUGUAGAUUCCAGUAUCAUACCUCGUACACUUUCAGUGCACACUCAUGCACCCGCCAUUAUGAUUGGGGAAAAAGCAGCAGAUAUGAUAAAAUCUACGUGGAAAACAGAAGAUGAUGAAAUCGAAGUUACAGUGGAAACCGAAGCUGAGGAUAGUGGUAGAAACGGGAAACUAUUGUGGUCUCACCAUCCGUUAAUAGACAUUAUAAAGCAGACAUCUAGAAAUCUGAAAGAGACUGGGGACUUUUUCGAUUUCAUGAGGGACUCUUAUAAAUUGCCCAAUGGUCUCAAGGCACCAUUGCCUUUUUAUGAUUUUAUAGUAGUCGGUGCAGGCUCAGCUGGUAGCGUAUUAGCAUCCCGACUGUCUGAGAACAGGAAUACUACAGUGUUGCUCUUAGAAGCAGGCAAGCCAGAAAUGCUACUUACAGAUAUACCUGGGAUGGCUGCUUACUUUCAAGCUACGGACUACACUUGGCAAUAUUAUAUGGAACCACAACCUGGAGUUUGUAUGGGAAUGAUAAAUGAACGUUGCUUCUGGCCCAGAGGGAAAGCUGUCGGAGGUAGUAGUGUCAUCAACUACAUGAUAUACACAAGAGGAAGACCACAUGACUGGGACAGGAUUGCUGCAGACGGCAACUAUGGCUGGUCAUACAAUGAUGUUCUUAAGUAUUAUAUGAAAUCCGAGAGAGCUAAUCUACAUGGUCUAGAAAAUCAACCUUACAGAAGCAAGACAGGAGACAUGCCCAUUACUUUUGUACCAAAAAGAACAAAGUUAGUAAAAGCAUUUUUAGAAGCCGGAAGAAUUUUGGGACAUCCGACAGUAGACUACAACUCUCCUCAUGAAUUAGGAUUCGGAUAUGUUCAAGCUAAUAUAGACAAAGGUCAUCGUCAAAGUGCUGCCAAAGUAUUUCUACAUCCGCAUAAACGGAGAAAAAAUCUACACAUAAUGCCUUCAUCGACGGCGUCUAAAGUUCUUAUUCACCCUCAAACAAAAACAGCUUAUGGAGUCGAAUUCAUACACAAAGGUGUUAAAUACAUAUCGCGUGUACGUAAGGAAGUUAUUGUAUCAGCGGGACCAAUUGCUUCACCGCAAUUAUUAAUGUUGUCAGGUGUAGGGCCGAGCGAUCAUUUAACUUCAUUAGGGAUACCAGUUAUUAAAAAUUUGCCCGUAGGGCAAACCCUGUACGACCAUAUAAGUUUCCCUGCUGCUAUUUUUACUUUAAACAGUACGCGCUUGAGUUUUAAUGAAGCUAGAGCUUUAAAAGUUAGAAGUAUUUUAUUCGAUUGGCUACGCGAUGGCGACAACGAGCUAUCGUCACCAGGUGCAGUAGAAGGAAUAGGUUAUAUCAAAACGCCUGUGUCUGAUGAUCCAGAGCCAGUUCCCGAUAUCGAGUUGAUUAGUGUUGGAGGUUCAAUAGUAAUCGACGGCGGACCCGAUGGCAGUCGAGCAGUGCGUAGAGGCAUGAAAAUAGCCGAAUCUGUUUUCAAUCAAGCUCUAGGACCUGUCGAUAAUACAGACACGUGGAGCGCAUUACCAAUGUUAUUAUACCCAAAGUCAUUUGGAUAUUUGAAACUGAAAGACAAGAAUGCUUUCAGUCAUCCUCUUAUGUACGGAAACUACUUGACUGACCCCCGAGAUGUGGCCACUCUUGUUGCAUCAAUUAGACACAUACAAGCGUUAGCAGCAACAAAACCAUUUCAAAAGUUCGGUGCUCGGAUGCAUAAAGCCGAUUACCCCAGAUGUCGUGACAAAGCUUUUGACUCUGAUGCAUAUUGGGAAUGUGCAGUGAGAACCAUUACUGCAACUUUACACCACCAGAUAGCAACAUGUCGUAUGGGACCUGCUGGCGACCCAAAAGCAGUGGUAGAUCCAGAGCUACGUGUUUUUGGUAUAAAAAAUCUACGUGUAGUUGACUCGAGUGUAAUACCCAGACCAAUAUCUGCUCACACGCAUGCGCCAGCAGUAAUGAUAGGCGAAAAGGCUGCUGAUAUGAUUAAAUACACAUGGAGUAUUUCGUAA
Molecule: messenger RNA, 3846 nt
Organism: Diatraea saccharalis (sugarcane borer)
Lineage: Eukaryota; Metazoa; Arthropoda; Insecta; Lepidoptera; Crambidae
Source: the annotation of a GenBank genome assembly